GUUUGCGAGAACGCAGUGCCUUGUUAUUUCAACCUGCGUAACGUCACGUGCUGGUCCUAACUAAAGGCCAUGUCAAAGCACAACAGGUUGACUGUAAGCUUACGUUGCUGGCACUGCCAAAGACUAGGUUUGAAGGUUUUCUGACAUUCCUUUAAUCCUUUUGCCUACUUCGGUCUAGAGUUAUCGGGCUCCAGGUCAGGCACCGAGAGCUUAAGUAAUACACAGUGAUCGCUGAAUGUUCCGCUUCAUUACAUCUACGUAAGAGUGAAACGGAAUUUGGGCCCAUUCUUCCUUCCCUGAUUCGAUGGCCCUUCAAGUCGGAGGUUGGGGCUACAACUGAAGAGCGCGCGGGGACACGACCCUAACCGUUAGACCCAUGGGAAGCAGCUCUUUCCUAUACUAGUUUACUGUUGAAACCGUGCAAUUUGUGCAUACCUGAAGCCAGCGGCGCCUGCGACUGCCACCUCGUGCCAUCCCGCUCCUAAAUACGUUGCGGAUUGCGAGGCACACCCAUACUACGCAACUAAUCGCCGCAAGCUAUGUCGUCAUAUACCUAUCAGUUUCUCGGCAGCAAGCGUGGCGAGCAGGGCGGCCCUUCUCCAGCAACUGCUGCUUUCGAAUUGCAGCUACCAGUAUCCCGCCCAUCCAACGGGAACCGCCUCCAUGAAUCCUCAUCUUAUGGCGGCCUCGACCCUCUCGAGGACGUCAACCAGCGAGAGACCUUCCACGACAAAGACUUGCUGUUGCCUUCCGAGGCCUUCCGCAAGCUGCGUCGCCGCACGUGCUGCGGCAUCGACGUCACGUGGCUCUCGGACCGCCUCCCGCCUCGCUGGACCCUGUGGUGGAAGUCGCAGCCACCCGGCAAGCAGCGCGCCCUAACCGCCGGCUGCGGUUGCGUCGCCCUCCUGCUGCUCUUCCUCCUCAUCUUCCUACCCAUCAACAGCUCGAUUGAGGCUCAUAAAGCCUACGUCUACUCCUUGAGCAUCCCAUCGCCAUCCCAGCCGCCGCAGCCGCCCAAUCCGCCGCCGCUUCCCUCGCCGCCGUCGCCUCCACCACCGCCGCCACCCCCAGCGCCACCCAACCCCCCGAGUCCACCCCCGCCCCAGCCUCCGUCUCCUUUUCCCCCGCCGCCGCCGCCCUCGCCCACCCUGCUCUGCAACUACACGGCCCUCGGGCUUCCCGACGUCGCACGGCCCCUCCACUACGACCUCCAACUGGAUAUCUACUUCAACCCCCACCCCGAUGCUGCCGGCUCCACUGCCGACAGCGCCGAAAGCGACGGUGGCGGCGGAAGUGGUAGCGGCAGCAGCGACGGUGGCGGCGGCGGCACGGCGAUCUGCGGCUCCGACGAGUGCGUUGCCGGUUUCGUCAACAUCAGUGUCGUCCUGGCGCGGCCAACGCAGUGUCUGGUGCUGCAUGCGGCGGCGGGAAUGGACAUCCGUAGCGUGUCGUACAGCCGGGGGAGCCAGCAGUGGCAUGGCACUGUCCGCUCCGUCAACCCGGCCUCGCAGCAGGUGGUCCUGCACUUCGAGCACCCGCUGUCCGCCUCCCAUGCCGGUCACCUGCUGCUGGCGUUCAGCUACCCGCUGAGGGAGGGGCUGGACGGGCUGUACAAGAGCGUGUACACGGACGGGGCCGGCACGCACGCGCUGGUGUCCUCGCAGUUUGAGAGCUCGUCGGCACGCAAGGCCUUCCCGUGCUUUGACGAGCCCCACCUCAAGGCCACCUUCACCACCACCCUCAUCACGCCGCGCGGCAGCAGCACCCCUCCCGCCGGCAGUGACGCAGGGUCGGCUGACCCCCAGAGCCCCCCCUCGCCCCAGCAGCAGCCCCCCGAGCCCUGGGCAGUGCUCUCCAACACGCAUGCAGCCAGCCAGACCACCCUGCCUGGCAGCGGCCGCCUGCGCACUACCUUCCAGCCCACCCCCGUCAUGAGCACCUACCUACUGGUGGUGGUGGUGGGCCGCCUGCAGAGUCGCACUCGGGACUGCGAGGAGGUGCCGGUGCAGCUGCGGGUGUGGGCCACCCCGGAAAAGUCGCACCUCCUCAGCACCGCCCAGCAAGUGGGUUGCUCCGCUCUCGCCACCUUCACCGCCGCCUUUAACCUGAGCUAUCCCUUGCCUAAACUGGACCUGGCGGGACUGCCCAACUUUGCAGCGGGUGCCAUGGAGAACUUUGGCUGCAUCACCUUCAGGGAGGCUGCCUUGCUGGUGGACCCGGCAGCGGACGACAUCAGCACGACGCUAUGGAUAGCCACGAUGGUGAGCCACGAGAUCUCACACCAGUGGUUUGGCAAUAUGGUGACGAUGGCAGAUUGGCGCGAACUCUGGCUCAACGAGGGCUUUGCCAGCUACCUGGAACUGCUCGGCGCUAACGCCUUCGCGCCGCAGUACGGAUACUGGCAACUGUCGUACACGGACCUUGUGGCCCCAGCCUUGUCGUACGAUGUACUGCCGUACAUCCAUCCGUUGAGUGACACGGCACGAGAGAUCCAGUCACUUUCAGACAUUGAAAGCUAUUUCGACACAGUCAGCUAUCAAAAGGGCGGCGCCGUGCUGCGCAUGCUGCGAGCCGUCCUGAACCCCCACAAGCUGAGCAGCGGCGACACGCCAGUCAUGCGUCGCCACCACCACCAUCACCGCCGCCUCCUAUCAUCAUCACCGCCACAAAAGUCGCCCCCUCCCCACCGGCCACCGCCUCCCCCGCACUCCUCCUCAAGACCGCCUCCUCCCAAGUCCCAUCCGCCGUCCCGCCAGCUGCAGCCCUCACCGCCGCCAUCACCGCCCACCCAUUCCCCCUCUCCCGCCCCAGUCCUGUUGCCCACCUACCCUCCGUCGCGCUCUAGCCCACCGCCGCUGCAGGCGUCCGCGUCAACGCCUGGGGAUGAUGCCACGGCAUCACCUGAUCCUAGUACAGCUGACUCCAAAACAGCGGAUGCAGCAGCGGCGGCAGCAGCAGCAGCAGCCGAGCAGAGCUCACUGCGUGCGGAGUUUGAUGCAGAUCCGCUGUUCCGGGCGCUGCGGGUGUAUUUGAAGGAGCAUUUGUACGACAGCACGACUGCGGAGAUGCUGUGGGAUACGGUGUCCUCUGAAACAGGUCUAAACGUGUCGUACUGGAUGCACAGUUGGACGUACAACUCCAACUACCCUGUCGUACAAGUUGGCCUUUCUUCAACUCCUCCCAACGGCACAACCGUCAUCGUACAGUCUGCUGAUGGGGAUAACGGUAGCAACGACGACAGCGCCAGCGGUGGCCCCCCUGCUGGCGCUGCCGCCGCAGCUGGGAGGGAUAACACCUCCUCGGCGACAUCUUGGUAUCUAAAUGUACGACAGAUGCCGAUUGCGGUUUCCAGCCCGAUGAGCCCCAGCAACGUCAGCAACAGCAGCAGUGGCAAUGGUAAUGAAGGCGGUUCGGUGGCAGUCCCCAAGUGGUGGAUACCCCUUAGCUUCCGGCUUCCGGGUGCCACAGAAAUGAAGUGGGCGGCUUUUGACUCGCGAAGAGCCGCAGUGCCCCUCACCACCUACGGACCGCCAGUCAACUCCUCUUCUCCUACUGCUCCUGCUGCUGCUGCUUCCACUGCUCCUGCUGCCGCACCACCACCGUACAUUGUAGUAAACCCCGGGCGCUACGGCUACUACCGAGUGAACUACGAUGCGGACAUCUGGACAGCGCUGUCGGUUGCAGCGGCCGACUCCUCCGCCAUUCCUGCCGUCGACCUGGCAGGCAUGCUGGACGACUCCUGGCAGCUCAGUCGGCUGGGACAGCUGGGGCCGCAGGUGUUCAUGCGGCUCACGGCGGCACUGGGGGCGAGACUGCUGCCCGAGUACGAGCCCUGGGCGGUGGCGCUGUCCGGGCUGCAUGCCUGGCAGCGCCUGCUGGAUACCGCGAGCCAGCUUGGGGAGGUGGACACAUCACCAAACACCGGUGGCAGCAGCAGUAGCAGCAACGAUGGUAGCAGCAGCGGCAGCAGCAGUGCGAACAGCAGUGAUGGCAGCAGUGGCACGACAGCUAGCAGGGCCGUGCGUGGGGGCAGUUACUACCGUGCAUGCGCUCGUAGCUUGGGGUCGUUCACCCGGGGCCGACUGACAGCCCCUCUCCUGGCGAACCUGACGCUUCCUGCGAGCAACCUAUCCUCCUCCUCCGCCGCCUCUUCGAGCGAUGCGCCCAACGUCGUCGCCCGAGGGCUGACCUUCACCGUCAGCACCGACGCACCCCUGGACGCCGCACGACUGCAGCUACGGCUGCUGCGCCCACUGGCGCUCACAGCCGCCGCUCGGGCUGUGGUUUCCGCGCUCGACAACACCACCCAGCUGCGGCUGCUGCGGCAGAAGGAGCAACCCUUCAAGGAGGCUGACAACCUGCGCCCCAGCCUGGACGAGCCCUCCACCGCGCACCCCGACGUGCGGCGGGCGGUGUACGCCAUCAACGUGAUGGCGAACAGCUCCGAGGCGUGGGCCACCACUCGGGAGCUGUACUGGCGGGAGUCCGACGCCACGGAGCGCUCCCGCCUGCUGUCGGCGCUGGCGCAGGCCCCAGGUGCCUGGGGCGCCCGCCGCGCCCUGGAGCUCACCCUGCUGCCCGGGUUCCCGCUGCAGGACGUGGGGUCGCUGCUGGAGGCGGUUGGCACUCGAGGCGGAGUAGCGUUGUACGAGACGUGGACGUUCGUACGGCAACACGCAGGUCAGCUGCUAGCUCGGUACGGCAGCAACGGUACGGACGCCGUCAGCGGCGCGAGCUACAGCCUGGGUCGCGCGUUGAAGGCCGUGUUCGGGGGCUUUGUGGAGGACAGUCGCGCGCAGGAGGUUACGGCUUGGGCCGCCAAGUAUCCUGGGCUAUUGGACAGUGGCAUUGGAACGUUUGUACGGCAGCGUAUAGAGUACAACAAACAAUGGCUGGCUGGACCGGCCAUCGGGCUCUGUGAUUGGCUACAACAGCAGCAGCAGCAGUGGCGGUAGGCUUAGCACACGCAUGUUAUACAGUGUGCUAUAAGUAGCAGUUGAGGCAGUAGCAGUGAUGGCUGAUACACUUGGUUGAGCCGUUGUGCGUUGGAAGUAAGGGAUAUAGCGGAAGCACUGUACGGCGGGUGGGGGUCGCACUGCAUUGUACAUACGCAUGGCGUUCGCGUGUUUCCUUUCACGGGUUUCAGGCAGGUGCAUGCAGGCGAGCCCUGAGAUGGUGUGUAGAUACCGGUAGUGCAGGCGCAGGGGACCUUCCAGAGCACUGAUAUGCACCGGUGUAGUAAUGUGGUAGGUCUGGCUGGGGUAACAAGUAGCUAAGGGCUAUCGUUAGGGGCUGUCGUUUAGGGGCAUGUCAUGGACUGAGAGAGGAAUUAGAACAACAGUUGCAGGUGCAUAUGAACAUCUACGUGAAACAAAAACACUUGGAUUGGCUUUAUCAUCAUGCCUAACCUAGUGAUGAGUGGCAACCGACCGUACAUGUUCGUACAGAGACGGAUGACGAGGAGUUGAGCGGGAUUGUGUUUUGUGCAUAAAGCAGGAGUUUGUGCUUCCAUCCUUGGUGUCAAACCUCUCCUUGCGCAAGUGGCGCGAAUGGGAGCCAAGCAAGAGAUUGUGCUGAUGCACGGCAACAUGCACAAGAGGUGAAUGGCGAUUGU
Molecule: messenger RNA, 5614 nt
Organism: Astrephomene gubernaculifera
Lineage: Eukaryota; Viridiplantae; Chlorophyta; Chlorophyceae; Chlamydomonadales; Astrephomenaceae
Source: the annotation of a GenBank genome assembly